GCAGCAGACGGAAAGCGGAGAGAGUGUGUGUGAGUGUGUAUGUGAGCGAGCGGAGAGCGUGUGAGUCGCUUCCAAACACAAACAGAAGAGAAGACGCGCAGGAAGCAGAUGAAACCCAUCGACUGUCUCGGAGCGCGAGCACGUCUGCGGGCUUAGUGGAACUCAUUCGUCUGGACGGUGGACGCGCAGAAUUGAUCUGCUGAAGUGAAGUGAAACAGGAGGCUACUGGAUAUUUCCUAAACAACGCACACCAUCCUACAGGAGCUACAGUUAUACACCUUUGCACCCUUUUUGUCAUUUUACUUUGUUUUUCGAUAUAUAUGGUGACAUCACCUGUGAAAUCACUGGUGUCCAGUACAGGAAUGCUCCUGUUGAAAAGCUGCAGGCUCCGGUGUUGUCUGUUCGAGCGUUCUCAGAUUUGAUGAACUGGAAAAUCCACAGAUUUUUGAAGGAUAAGCUCAUACUUUGUUUCAGGUACUCUGGCUCUCUGACGUGAUAACUGGAGGACCCCUAAAGAUGAUUUCAAGUUUUACUUUUGCUCUCCUGUCAUCUGAUAUGGCUCAAAGUACAAGCUGCUGAAAGCAAAAGCAAUGCCCAUGACUCCGUAGCACCAAGCUCCCACAGCUUUUGUGAUGUGACGCAUCAGCCCCCAUUGUUUUUGCCUUGAUCUCGCACCCUCGCUGUUUUAAUGAGGUGAACGUAUUCGACUCGUGACUUUCUUCAACGAAGCGUUGUGUGGUGCAGCCCCACGCUCUUUUCCUUUUUUUUUUUUUUUCUCUCAGUGUGCAUCCUCAGCUUACGAUGAGUUUGUGAAAGGAGUUUCUGAACUUCAAAGCAAGCACGACGUGCUGCUUUUUUUUUUUUUUUUCUCCACUUUCUUUCUUUUCUUUUUUUUUUUCCAGCCUCCCAGAUACAGAGACAGGUCGAACCCCCCUGGGCUUUUCCUUCUACGUCAUUUUUACUUUGUGUCGCUCUGAAUGCACACUGCGAAAUGAUGGAGUGAGGGUCUCCUGGAGAUUUACUGGAGCGUCACAGGUUGAUUGCUACAUCUUGUACUUCCACCAACAUCGAUCAAAAUAGCGUGUUUUCUUGACCACUUCGACCAUUUUCCAUUUUAACAUUACGUGGGACAGCCAGACACCAAGACGUGGACAUCCUGGAGGCUGGAAUUUGUUUGUGGCGAGCGUCUGCUGUUCCGUGGCUGCUGUUCAGUUGCACUCCUGAAGCUGUGUAAGGGGACAGGUGUUCGUGAGUGCAGGGACAAAGCUAAGCACAGGGCCACUGGACUACAGAGCUCACGACUCUGGGUUCAGGCCAUGAGGUUUCAUGCCUCGAUCCACUGACGGGAGACACUGGACCUAAAUGGCGCAGCAUGACUUUGUUCCUGCCUGGCUUAACUUCUCCACGCCUCAGCCUGCCAAGUCCCCUGCAGCCCCUCUUGAGAAACAUGGUGAGCACUGUGCUCGUGGAGACGGCCGGCCGGGAGUGAGUCGUCGAAGACACAACUCUUCAGAUGGCUUCUUCAACAACGAUCUGCUCCGUGCUCCAUCAGGUGAUGGGUGGCUCCAGCCAUCUCUGCUGAGGCACGAUUCUGUCGACUCGGGUGUUGCUAAGGGCAAUCAAGGAGGUUUGGGUAGCGGACAUGGCUGGAAGGAGACCCCCAGCUGGCAUGGGGCCCCACGCGGUCAAGAGGGUCCUCACCACCACCACGGGCGCCAUGCCAAACGCGGAGGAGACAGGGACAGACAAGGUGGCCAUCGGCAGCGCAACGGCAACUUCCAUCCACGCAAAGGCGCCCACUUCCAGGACCGCUACUCUGACGAGGAGCGCAAUGACGACAAGCUUAAGUUUGUUGAAGAGGAUUUUCCCUCCCUGAAUCCAGAGACGUCCGGGAAGCCAGUGAGUCAGGCUCGCGCUGUGGGAACUCCAGCAGGCGUGUGGGAGAAUCCUCCCAGCGCUAAGCAGGCUGUGUCCAAGAUGCUGGUCAUUAAGAAAGUGUCUAAGGAGGACCCCAGUGCUGCAUUCUCUGCUGGUUUCGCCAGCGCCGGCCCUCUGCCUGCAAACGGCUCCAAAGUCCCCAUCACUGGACCCAGUGUCUACAAGAACCUUGUUCCCAAACCUGCUACUGCCCCAACUAAGACUGGCCCUUGGAAACCUAACGGAAGGGAAACUAAAGUGGGUUUGCAUUUCUCUGGUCGGGAUUCAGCCUUCACCAGCCCUGUGUCUGUGACCAAACCUCUGACCCCGGUCAACGCACCCCCUCACGGCACUCCAAAAGAGCCACCUUCCAGCACUACUCCUCCAAUAGACAUCACUCCUCCUCGGCUGAAGCUGAUGCGACGAGGCACAGACCGUAAGAGCGAGUUCCUGCGUGGACUCAAGGACGAGAGGAACGGGGAGAUGGGCAACUGCCACAGCCCUGGAGCUCCAACAGAGGGAGAUUUUGGUGUGUUUCAGGGAGAAAGCAGUACUCCUGAGCCUAAAGAGUACGGGGAAGGCCACGAGAAUGGCAUGUCUCAUUCUCUUAGUGACUCAGACACUGAGCACCUAUCCAGUUCACUGGAGGCCGAACACCGGCUGCUUAAAGCAAUGGGCUGGCAGGAGGAUACCGAGAACGAUGACUUCCAGCCUCUCACUGAGGACGAACUUAAAGAGUUCCAGGCUAAGACUGAGCAGAUGAAGAAGAACGGGCUAGGGCGGAACGGUGUGCUCCUGAAGCCGCGCACUGUGGCUCUGCUGGGUUGGAGGAACUCCACCAACGCCGGCCUGGAUGAAGGCUCCGAGUCUGAGACCAGCAGUAGCAGCCAGACUUCAGAUGACGAGGACACCUAACGUGGCUUUAAAUCUCCCUCUGUCCUCUUUCUCAAUCACUCUCGCUCACAUUCAUUCUGUCUCUCUUACAUCAUACCUUUACAUUUCAAGCGAAAAGAAAUCGAUCGGAUAUAUUGUUUCCAUGGACAAGAGCCAUCAGUCAUAUCCCAGUGCGAGCGAGCGAGAACACUGAAAUGACAUGUCAUGGGCAAUUUGUUUUUCUUUCUUUCUUUUCUAUCCUGUUCACAUGUUUUUUUUCCCCCCCUUUUUCCUCCCCAAACUAGAAAUGUCUAUCUAAAGCCACACACGUGUGCACACACACACACACACACACACACACACACACACACACACACACACACACACACACACACACACACACACAUCCCCACCAGAUACUUUUUUUUUUGUUUUUGCUUGGGAAAAAAAACUAACUCAUAACACCAAUUAUAACCGUGACUUAACGUGGAAUAUGACUUCAUCUGAAUGUUAUAUAAAAUGGCUUUGACACCUUUCUUAAAUAUAUAUAUAUUUUUUUUCCUUUUUGCGAAAACAAUUCGUAGCAUUAGUGUUAAGACGAAACAAUCAUUGAGAGCCCCUAACAGCGGCAUUGCUCCCAGUCCCUCAUAGAAAUAAACACAAGCCAGCAAGAAAGCACUAAAUCGAAAGCCCAAAUAUAUAUAUAUUUUUUUUUUUUUUUUUUUUUUUUUUUAUUAUAAAUAGUACAGUUUGGCAGCUAAGAUCCAAGCCCUUCUCAUGUGUUUGACUCCAACUGUACUGGUUCCACUGUUCUCACUCUGCUUUUUGAAGUACACGUGAGCAACGUACGGUCAAAAGUGAUGCGUCGGGUUUGAGAAUAUAUUGCCAGAGUGAUGAGGAAAUCAUUAUUAAAAGGCAGUGAUAGAGGGAAGCUUAACUGACCAAUGGGUUUUCUUUGGAUGAACAUCAUAAACAUGACCUGUCCAGGUGCAGUGAACAAAAAUUUUCAGAUUUUAGCGAUUGCCGAAAUUCUAAAUGGUUGUUCUUGUUCUGUAAUCAUUAUAGUUAAUGUGUUCCUGAAGCCAGAUCGUUGAGGUUAAGCAUCUUACAAGUCAGCUGUUGCGUUGCAUCAAUUUCAUUGGUUGCACUUGCAAAAAAAAUAAUAAAUUAAAUAAUAAUCAGAGGAAAUUGCAACUGCAGCCAUGUCAAGCACAUGAAUCCACCGGCAAGAAAUGUACUUGCAGUGAUGGAUUUCUAAUUGGCUCGUUAGAAAAAGAAAAAGAGUAUUUAGUCUGUAGAGCUUUCCUCUUGGCUCCGACUUAUACACACAAGUUCUGUUCGGUUCACUAAUGUAUUUACGAGAACUCUAGAUGCUCGUCUGUCCAUGCAGCUGAUAGAACAGUAGAUGCCCAUCUGCAAAAGUUCUGUAUUUCAUGAGGGACUGCUGGUGGAAAUUGAUGCAUCUCCAUUUUUUUUGUACCUUAUUUUUGCUGAUAGGGUAUAAAAAGGCUUUAUUACAGAAUUUAAGUUUCUUUUUUAUGUUGGUACAGCUGUAAAAAAUCCCACCUAAAUAGGUUUUUCUUCUUUUGUUUGCAUUAUGUUGUUCCUGCAGCCUUGAUAUUCAGGGUGGAUUGUAAAAAAAAAUAUAAGAAUAAAAAUUGUGAGUUUUGGAA
This is a messenger RNA of Silurus meridionalis, 4463 nucleotides long. It is a transcript of the gene gpbp1l1, whose product is annotated as GC-rich promoter binding protein 1-like 1. The coding region runs from base 1363 to 2832 and encodes 489 amino acids. Gene Ontology annotation, biological process: positive regulation of DNA-templated transcription; DNA-templated transcription. Gene Ontology annotation, molecular function: DNA binding; RNA binding. Gene Ontology annotation, cellular component: nucleus. The record is from RefSeq and is a predicted model, not a curated record. Lineage: Eukaryota; Metazoa; Chordata; Actinopteri; Siluriformes; Siluridae. The transcript is spliced from 12 exons.